CGCAUAAUAUUGUAACAGUUUAUGUAACUGGUGUCUUUUAGAGGAUGUUGGGACUAUAAAUGUAUCCGUGUUAAUGUCACAGGAGAAUUUAGGAGUCGGUCCAUGCUGUGACUGGCUGCACUGAGAUCAGCUGAAUGUCGACGGAUAUAGCUUUAAAAAUGCGAGGAAAACCUUGAAGUGAACGGCGUGUUGUAUUUGUUGUGAAUGUCGUAAUUUGGCUUUGACGCGUCAGAAACAGUUUGACAGCGCUGUAGCGCCUCGCUGACUUCUCUAGAUGAAAGUUUGAUUCUCCUGGAAAUUGUUGAGGUGUAGUGUCGGGCUUCCCUGCCGACUGCGACAUCGCCCCGUCGAUGUAUUUCUGCUUUUCCAUUCCGACCUAUUCGACUCGGUCGAGAGCAGAGGUCUCGUGUGUGUGUGUGGCCGUGUCUCGCUCUGUGGUGGCGGGCACAACUAGGCCUUUAGCCGAACUAUUUCACAAAAUGAUUUCCUUUGUCGCAGCCCGACAAGGCUAAAAAUAACGCUCGACUGCAAACAUUAGCUGAGGUCAGAAUUGAGCGUUGUGAAAGGGGAAAACGCUCCGCUGAUAAGCACGAUAAGUUCAUCAAUAACAUCCACACAGUGGCGAUUUAAACUGAUGAAUCAAUUUAACCCGGGUCAACAUCUAGUCCAGGCCUGGUAGUUAAAACGACGGAAGCGUGUAUGGACUCUUUGACUGCACCGUGGGAUUCAUACUUGCAGUCUCGACAUGCACCGUUCACGUAUGUAGAAAACGGCUCGGUAUGUCGGAUGAAGAUUCCCGUGCCAGCACCAGCUCUUCCUCCUCUUCAUCCUCAACUCAUCAGCAGCAGCAGCAGCAGCAGCAGCAGCAGCAGGACGCGAACCCCUCAAAGAAACGAGAAAGCAAAGCCAGCAUGAGCAAGACCUCCAAACUCCUCUCUACUAGCGCUAAAAGAAUUCAGAAGGAAUUGGCUGACAUUACAUUGGAUCCGCCUCCAAACUGCAGCGCCGGUCCCAAAGGAGACAACAUCUAUGAGUGGAGGUCGACCAUCCUGGGCCCUCCCGGCUCCGUGUACGAGGGAGGAGUGUUUUUCCUGGACAUCGCCUUCACACCAGAUUACCCCUUCAAACCACCCAAGGUGACGUUCCGUACGAGGAUCUACCACUGUAACAUCAACAGUCAGGGGGUGAUCUGUCUGGACAUCCUGAAGGACAACUGGAGUCCUGCCCUCACCAUCUCCAAGGUCCUACUGUCCAUCUGCUCCCUGCUCACUGACUGCAACCCUGCCGACCCUCUGGUUGGAAGCAUCGCCACACAGUACACAACAAACAGACCCGAACACGACAGGAUAGCCAAACAGUGGACCAAACGCUACGCCACAUAAUCACAGAGGCGCUGCUGGUUCGAUCACUCGGGGAUGUGGGGGUGUUGACCCGGGGGGCGUGGCUCCCAGCGGAGGAGGGAGGAGGGGCGGGUGGAUUUUUAUCUCUGAAUUGAAGUCUUAACUCCUGAUAUUUUGUUGUUAAUUGUAUUUUUUUUUUUUAUUAUCUCCAGCCCAACUAUAAUUAAAUCUGGCAAUAAUGCUUUUAGUGUUUUCUCUUUGAAUUUUUAGCUUGUGCUUGAAGGUGGACAUUAAUACUAAACUGCUAAAUGAAAUGUGUCACAGCAUGACUCCCAGUCAAUUAUGUCAGUGUAAAUUCUCAUGUAUUAAGUUCCGGUUGGUGUUUGCUUCCCCCUCCAAACUCCUGGUCUUUGAAAAGGUGUUUUACACAUGUAGACAUGUUUAGAUAUGGAUGGAUAUUGGUUGUGAUUUGUGUUCUGUACUGAUAAAAAGCUGUUCUGUUUCUCCCUUAAGAAUUAAACAUGACCAACUGAA
Messenger RNA from Siniperca chuatsi (mandarin fish), 1874 nucleotides. RefSeq names its product ubiquitin-conjugating enzyme E2E 1 (gene ube2e1). Bases 780 to 1382 code for a protein of 200 amino acids. The transcript has 6 exons. Gene Ontology annotation, cellular component: nucleus. Gene Ontology annotation, molecular function: ubiquitin conjugating enzyme activity. Lineage: Eukaryota; Metazoa; Chordata; Actinopteri; Centrarchiformes; Sinipercidae. The record is from RefSeq and is a predicted model, not a curated record. Gene Ontology annotation, biological process: protein polyubiquitination.